Messenger RNA from Haplochromis burtoni (Burton's mouthbrooder), 1077 nucleotides. RefSeq names its product muscle-specific beta 1 integrin binding protein (gene mibp). Gene Ontology annotation, cellular component: cytoplasm. Lineage: Eukaryota; Metazoa; Chordata; Actinopteri; Cichliformes; Cichlidae. The record is from RefSeq and is a predicted model, not a curated record. The transcript has 8 exons. Bases 168 to 773 code for a protein of 201 amino acids.
CCUCCCGCUCGCAGUACUACGGAGAAACACGCUGAGAGCGAAACGGAAGGUUUCCGGAAGUAUUUUUGGAUCGUUUAAAAUUCUUAUUUUUAAAAUUUGGGAUUUUCGUUCUUGGUGAAAGUUGUUCGUGACUGUUUGAACGAGACCUGUCCGGAAGAAGCGAGACGAUGAAGUGCAUUAUAGGAAUUGGCGGGGUGACUAAUGGUGGUAAAACCACUCUGACAAAUAACUUGAUCAAGACUUUGCCCAACUGCUGUGUCGUGCAUCAAGAUGACUUUUUCAAGAAACCCGAUCAGAUAGAAGUCGGGGAGGACGGCUUUAAACAGUGGGAUGUUAUCACGGCGUUGGAUAUGGAGGCCAUGACCAACACGAUAAACGCCUGGAUUGAGAACCCGGUGAAGUUUGCCAGAUCUCACGGUGUCCCUUUGUCUUCUUCCUCCGAUUUGGCCAACACCGACGAGCAGAUCCACAUCCUGAUUGUGGAGGGCUUCCUGCUCUACAACUACCUGCCCCUGCUGGACGUCUUCGACAAGUGCUACUACAUCUCGAUACCCUACGAGGAGUGCAAGAGGAGAAGAAGUACGAGACAGUACACCGUCCCUGACCCUCCCGGCCUGUUCGAUGGCCACGUGUGGCCCAUGUACCUGAAACACAGGAAACAGAUGGAGGACAGUGGCUUGAAUAUCGUGUACCUCGAUGGCUUGAAAUCCAAACAGGAAAUCUACAGCCAGGUGUAUGAAGACAUUCAGAACAACCUGCUCAAUCGUUUAUAGCAGGAGGACUCGUCUCCACACCUGUACACAAUCUGUAAAUAGACCCAGUGAUUUUUUUUAUUUUUAUUUUAUUUUUUUAUGAAGGUUUUUUUGUAAUAUUCAUUUUUUUGUAAAUGGAUGAAUGAAUGUUAACUUAUCGUUGUCUUUUUAUCAUUUUUCUGAUGAUCAAUGUUUCAGUUAUUUCUGUGAAGGUGAUUGUUGAACUGCUCGUUACCAUUGCAUUAAACAGCUUGUAUUGGACCAUUUAUGUGCCAGCCACAUUCACCUGUCAAUAAAAGCAUUAUUUGCUGUUGAAGGGAACAAA